AUGCCUGCAAUUAAUAAGACACCUGCAUUAUUGCUGAAAGAGACGGCGGACGACACGAGAGAAGCUGAGAACAUUGAACAUGCGCAAAUAAACAAAAAAGGUGAACAUACACCUAAUUCAAACGAACAAAAGCAAAAUAUUAUGAUACUGCUGCUGCUGCUGUUAGCUGAAACAGUCACAGAAUCCAAACAAGGAGAAGAUGAAGGUUCAGAAACAAGAGAAUCGGAUCCUGAAGAUCAUCGUAGAGGGGUUCAAGACCUGGCGAGUACAAAGACUGCCAAUGCAUAUAACACGAACUCCAAAAAGAAGCGGGCGUCGAAAGGGAGGGUAUUUCAAUGUACUGGGUACCCCGAUUGUAAUAUGUCGUUCACAAGAUCAGAGCAUUUAGCGAGGCACAAGAGAAAACAUACAGGGGAAAGGCCGUUUACAUGUCCCCAUUGCCAUAAGAAUUUUUCAAGGCUAGACAACUUGCGACAACAUAAACAGACAGUGCAUGCUUAUGAAAGCUUCAUGGGCAGCAGCUCAAAUAAUUUCCCGGUUUCGACCAGUUACAACUCCGAAGGUACGAGUGGGAGUAUGGAGACUAAUAAUACUAACUAUAUGCCCAUUCCAAAUCAUUUAUCCAGAAAUAGUAGUGCAAACAAAGGAGCUCCUGAGAGUCCUAUGAACUGUGGUUUAGGUAACACGCCUGAAUCAGCUGCAAUGAUCUCCCCUCCAAAUACAAACUCGCCUGUAAAUUAUCACUUGCCGUACCAAAAUCAGUUCUAUCAGAAUAAUAAUUACGAACUGGGUAGCAGUAGUGGAAAUAAUAGCUUUCUGUAUCCAGAUUCACAAUUAAAGACAAAAAUUAGCGAAUUUAAGCCAAAAAGAAGACCAAGACCCUUAUCGCUAGUUCAUUCAUUCACAGAAAAUAUGGCGCCCGGUGACAAUAACAACUUACAUAUAAGGCAGCUGUUGAAGUCAGCACCAGCAUUGUACACUACGAAUGGUGCCUUCACUUAUCCACCGAAAUCGGCGCCCUUAACCCCAAAUAUGGUUAGUCCAUUAUCACCAUUAUUUCAUCACGCGUUUAAUCAAACCAUGGAUUUGCCAAAAUCUCCUAACAUCAAUUCUAACACUUUACGCUUACCACCUUAUAAUCACCCUAUUAACAAUAAUAGUAUGCCGAGCAACUCUGUGAACAAGAAUAUCACUUUGCCGUCUGUUCAAGAAUUACCUAUUCCUACCCAAUUCAACCCUAUAAAUACUUCAAAAACUUCAAAAACAUGGCUAAAAGAGGUAUUAAAUGAUGAGUCCUCAGCAUCCACGAGUAAUUCCAAAGAUAUUGCUCGGCUGGCACCUACACAAGAAGAUAAACACGUUUCCAAAAAACCUACAAUUAAUAAUUUGUUAUCUCCAUAUGAUGAUGAUGAGUUUCCAAAUUCCGUAAAAUGA
This is a messenger RNA of Debaryomyces fabryi, 1434 nucleotides long. RefSeq names its product transcription factor BCR1 (gene BCR1). Gene Ontology annotation, cellular component: chromatin. Gene Ontology annotation, biological process: regulation of transcription by RNA polymerase II. NCBI's taxonomy places the organism in Eukaryota, Fungi, Ascomycota, Pichiomycetes, Serinales, Debaryomycetaceae. The transcript has a single exon. The record is from RefSeq and is a predicted model, not a curated record. Gene Ontology annotation, molecular function: DNA-binding transcription factor activity, RNA polymerase II-specific; RNA polymerase II cis-regulatory region sequence-specific DNA binding. Bases 1 to 1434 code for a protein of 477 amino acids.